Molecule: messenger RNA, 1284 nt
Organism: Bacidia gigantensis
Lineage: Eukaryota; Fungi; Ascomycota; Lecanoromycetes; Lecanorales; Ramalinaceae
Exons: 3
Coding region: 1-1284 (427 amino acids)
Source: RefSeq, a predicted model, not a curated record
AUGGAGUUGAAUUUCGUCCAUAUUCAUAGUGUCAAGAAUGCGAAAGGGGCAAAAUGCACACGAGCAGCGAGAUCAAAGGUGAUCAAAGAGGCUUUAAUGCGAAAAAGAAAGAAGCGGACCCAAGAGAACAAUCAUUUCGUGAACGUAACGUCGAGGCAUAUGGGAACAAAUGUGUCGUCAUCCGAUGUGUCCUCAUCAGCACCGCCAACACCUAGAUCAGGGAAAUCUCUCAUUGACCUGACUCCGAAUCUUGCUGCUGAGGAUCGUGAUCUUCUCCAGCUCAUGCAUCUCCCUAAGCAGGCAGCUGAGCCGAUAUUCAACAUCGAUAGCAAGAUCGGCUUUCAGGAUAUGCACACUGUUUUUAGGACGUCACUCAAAGAUCCUGCGUUGCUGAAUGCAUUGUUAUACACUCUUCAGUAUGCUAAAAGGGGCAAUCCAAUGGCCCCUGAAGUUCUCUCGCACAGAGGUCAGGCUAUGCAAUUAGUCAAUCAACGCAUUGAAUCCAACGAAGACGUGAUGACUGCGGCCACAAUUGGCGCCAUUCUGCUUCUUGUUGGUGUAGAGGCUUCGAGUCUGAUCGAUCCGUCUAGGCAAGAUCUUUACGUAGCCGCGCUUUCAGGGUUUGAUAGGGUCCUCGGCGAUGAGGUGUUUCCAGAACUUGGCCACACUCAGAGCCCCUUAAAAGCCGCAACUUGCCCUCUACCGCCGGGAUUCAUGCCCUUCUGCUUUGAGUGGACGGUCGAAUUCACCCAGGUCUUGCAACAAGUUCGUGCAUUUCAAAACGACGCGGAUUCGACACACACUGGCCGCGAGCAGAGCUCGGUAAUCUGUCUUGAUAAUCAGCAGGCUGCGAUUGAGUCUCGGCUGUAUACAUUACGCGUAGCGCAUCGGGACUCUCACGACAUCAGCAUUCGUUGCUGUAUUGAGAUCGCCUACAUUUGCACCUAUAUGCUGUUCACACCAGUAUGGGAAUCAAUUACCAUUCCGUCAUACCUAGCCACAAAGGUUUUGGAAAUGAUCCGUACUGAUGAUAUCAAAUCGGUGUGGGCUGAUAAGCAUUAUCUCUUGCUAUGGGUGCUCUGUGUGGGCGGAACUUUUGCAGGGCCUGGUCAUGUGCAGAUGGCUUAUGCAUUCUUAUUAUCCCAGCUAGUUCAAGAACUUGAGGGUACACAAGACAAAGACCAAGUAAUCCAGCACUUGAAUGACUUCAUAUGGUCGACCCGAAGUUUCGGCACUCGCUUUGAGAAUUUCUGGGCCCUUUGCCAAGGCACCCAGGUUCAAUGA